Molecule: messenger RNA, 543 nt
Organism: Peronospora matthiolae
Lineage: Eukaryota; Oomycota; Peronosporomycetes; Peronosporales; Peronosporaceae
Source: the annotation of a GenBank genome assembly
AUGGAAGACACGACGAGCACUAGCACCGACACCAAGUUGAUCUUCACCGACUCGGAUACCGCCAACAGCAACAGCGUAAGCGCUGGCGCCGAUGCCUCGCAAGCUGAUCUCCAGGCGCAGCUGGCUCUGUUCCAGCAGCAACAGCAGCAGUACAUCCAGCAGCUCCAACAAACAAAUAGUGAGCAGCUCCGUGCCAUGUACAGUUCCAGUGCCAUGAUGCAGCCUUACAUGCUGUCUCAGUCGAUGUUCCCGCGUCCGACAACCCCCAACUCGGCUGAAGUUACGGAGGAAGAGCCAGUUUACGUGAAUGCCAAGCAGUACCACCGGAUAAUGAUUCGUCGUCAGCAACGAGCAAAGCUGGAGGCCAAACUGGGAAACCCUCGUCAGCGCAAAGCAUACCUCCAUGACUCUCGCCAUAAGCACGCUAUGCGGCGACCACGCGGACCCGGGGGUCGCUUCCUCACCAAAGACGAGAUCCAAGGCCUGAAGGAUGGCACAAUGGUGUUUGAAGAUCUGCCAAGGAAGGCCGCACCGAAGCAGUAG